AGGCUCAGAAGCUCAUUUGCCAGUUGUGGUGAUUGACAGGUCAGAUUCUCAAAGCUGCAAGCCCCUCCAUUACAGACCUAUAAAUAGACUUCCAUCUCCCUUUGCUCUGAAUCGCCCCAUUCCAACAAUCUUUCUGCUGAAAACGCCAAACGCCACAUAAAGAUGUCAAACUUGGAGGACUGCCUGGGAACUUUCAUUGAGGUCUUCCAUAAAUACUCGUCGAAAGAAGGUGACAAGUACAAAUUAAAAAAGAGCGAACUCAAGGAGCUGCUCACAAAUGAAUUUCCAACUCUUAUGGAGCAUGUGAAGGAUCAGGCUACAAUGGAUGGUUUGAUGGAAAGCCUGGACACCGACGGCGACUCAGAGUGCGAUUUUCAGGAGUUCAUGACCUUCAUAACCAUGGUUACCAUCUGUUGCCAUGAGUUUUUUGAACACCACGAAGACGAAUGAGUCGAAUGCACAGUUUGGAAAAACUUGUCCAUUUUCGUAGUUGUCAUGAGUCACAAUAUAGUCCUUAAUUGUGUUUUUUCUUUAUCAUAUCAUGUUAGAAUUGGGGAUUUGUUUGGAUGGAGUGCAGAUAGAUUAGCCUGUUCGACAAUUUGUUUGCGUUUGGCUCAUUAUGUUUGAAUAUGCAGUGACUUAAAACCAGUUUAUAAUUUAUUAUGAAUCACCGUUCUAUUCUUUUGCCUAAACACUUUUUUUUGUCCAUAACAUGACCAGCAUUAUACCCAUUGAGCGAAAUGCAGACUUGUCAUUUUAAUUCCAGGCUGAUUGUCAAAUGUAUUUCUGAUUAGCUUCAGGCUAUUAGGCUGCUAUUGACUUAUCGAAUUGUACUGGGGCCUUCGACAAAUCACACCACGCUUUAAAUGAGCCACCAAAGCCAAGGGCGUAGAUUUUGCUUGAACAUUGGGUGAGUGGGUGAGGGGGGGGGGGCUUGUACUUGCUUGUUUUGAUUAUGGGGGGAGGGGGAGUACCUCUCCCUCAUCCCCCCGGAAUCUACGCCCCUGACCAAAGCCAUGAACUAACUUAUCCUUAGUUUGUUUGAUGUUUAUGACCAUCCAUAAAUGUUAUGUAGUCACCAAUCUACAUUGGGUCUACAUCGAGUUCCCUGCUGAAAACACAUCUUAAACCAGCAUUAACUAGUUUGUUGGUCUGAAUCGGUUUCUCAGCCUGGUCUGAUUGCUGGUUUUACCUGUCGACCUGUGGUAAACCAGUUGAAAACCAGCUUGGCAAAGCUGGAAAACCAGAUAGACCAUCUUAAACCAGCUAUGACCAGCAAACCAGGCUGGUUUAAGAUGCUUUUUUUUCAGGCAUUGGUGAAACAAAACUUGUCUUUAAUUCCCUGCAAACUUUACAAGCCAAGUUUAACUAAAUAUAUUGGGGCUCAUUUACGAAAUACAAGCAGAACGAAUUUCUGUGUAAAUCAUUCAGAAAUAUUUAUGUAAUUGAAAUCAUUCUUAUGUAAAUUAUUGUAUUGAAUUUAAUGCAACAAAAUACUUAAGAAUGGUUUUAUGAAUGGUUUGUAUAGAAGUUUGUCCUGCUUCUGUGCCUAAAAUUGUGAAUGAACGAAAUGAAAUGUAAUGCAAGAGUGAAAUGUUGUUUAUGAAAGUUGAUUUGUUUAGUUUUACAAUUAAGAUGUUAAAUAAAAUUCCAUAAGUAACUUUA
Molecule: messenger RNA, 1665 nt
Organism: Myxocyprinus asiaticus (Chinese sucker)
Lineage: Eukaryota; Metazoa; Chordata; Actinopteri; Cypriniformes; Catostomidae
Product: protein S100-B-like
Exons: 3
Coding region: 163-450 (95 amino acids)
Biological process (GO): positive regulation of cell population proliferation; positive regulation of canonical NF-kappaB signal transduction
Cellular component (GO): cytoplasm; nucleus
Molecular function (GO): RAGE receptor binding; S100 protein binding
Source: RefSeq, a predicted model, not a curated record